Molecule: messenger RNA, 1296 nt
Organism: Parasteatoda tepidariorum (common house spider)
Lineage: Eukaryota; Metazoa; Arthropoda; Arachnida; Araneae; Theridiidae
Source: RefSeq, a predicted model, not a curated record
AUGAUCUUGGACUCUAAACUCACUUUUGCAUCUCAUAUUAAACACUUAAGAAAAACCUGUGGACUAAAAUUAAAUUUACUUAAAGUUUUGACAAACUCUUCUUGGGGUGCAGAUACAGGUGCUAUGCUCAAAAUUUACAAAUGUAUCAUUCGAUCUAAACUUGACUAUGGUUGCGUUGUCUCUGGAUCAACCAGAAAAUCUGGUCCUAAAUAUCUUGACACUAUCCAUAAUUCCGGCAUACGCAUAGCAACAGGAGCAUUUCGCACAUCGCCCAUAAAAAGUCUAAACGUUCUAUAUCAUGAACCAACUCUUGCUCAGCGGCGGAAUAAGUUAACAUUGAGAUACUAUUUUCAUAUCAAAAGCCAUCAUACACAUCCCAUGUUUUCUCAUGUUUCAACUCCAUUUUAUGAAAGAUUGUUUAGCAACAGACCCUCUGCAAUACCGACUUUUGGGUUGAGAGUAAGAAAGCUUUUAUCUGACCUAAACCUGGAGGAUUUUAGUAUUUUACCUGCAUAUGAAUUAAGACCACCAUGGGAAGCCAUUUCCUUCCAAACUAUUGAUAUUUUUAACAAUUUGACAAAAGCACAAACUGAUGCUAACAUUUACCUACAAACUUUUAAUGCACACCGAGAACAAUAUACAGAUUUUAAUUCCAUUUUUACAGAUGGCUCUAAAAGCCAUGACCAUGUUGCAAGCGCUGCUGUUAUCCCUAUCUCUACAAUAUCUGAAAAAUUACAUUCGCAAUGCUCCGUAUUUACAUCUGAAUGCCAUGCAAUUUAUCUGGCCCUCCAAUAUAUUUCCUCUCAAAGUAUUAAAAAAUGGUUAAUAUACUCUGAUUCAAAAAGUUGCUUCGUUGCCUUACAAAAUAAAGAAAUAAAUUCGCAUUCCAUUGUAAAUAAUAUUUUAAACUUAUACACCACUUUACUCCUGAAAGAAUAUGAAAUAAUCUUCUGUCUGGUACCAGGCCAUGCUGGCAUUUCAGGUAAUGAAACAGCAGAUUACGUAGCUAAGUCAACUAACAAUAUAACAAACAACCCACUUACUUACACAGAUAUCAAAAAUGCGAUUGACAAUAAACAGUAUUUACACUGGCAAAAUGAUUGGGAAAAUGAAAUAAGUAAUAAAUUACACGACAUUAAACCUUCUAUAGAAUCUUAUAAAAGUCUAAACUUAAGUCGAAAGCAGGAAGUAAUAUUAAAUCGCUUGCGCAUCGGUCACUCUCGAAUAACUCAUUAACAUCUUCUAUUAAACGAACCUGCACCCGAAUGUUCUCAUUGUAGGGAACCGCUCACUACU